Carassius carassius (crucian carp) is the source of this 843-nucleotide messenger RNA. It is a transcript of the gene dusp22b, whose product is annotated as dual specificity phosphatase 22b. The transcript has 7 exons. Gene Ontology annotation, biological process: positive regulation of JNK cascade; protein dephosphorylation; regulation of cell population proliferation. Lineage: Eukaryota; Metazoa; Chordata; Actinopteri; Cypriniformes; Cyprinidae. Gene Ontology annotation, cellular component: cytosol. Bases 61 to 621 code for a protein of 186 amino acids. Gene Ontology annotation, molecular function: protein tyrosine/serine/threonine phosphatase activity. The record is from RefSeq and is a predicted model, not a curated record.
UAAACCCUGUCGAUGCAAGCCUCGUUUCAAGCGGACUCCUGAAACACUAGUCACUGUGGCAUGGGAAACGGAAUCAAUAAGGUUCUUCCAGACCUGUACUUGGGCAAUUUCAAAGAUGCCAGAGACAGGGAGCAACUAGCCAGAAACAACAUCACACACAUCCUCUCCAUCCAUGACACCACUGCGCCCAUUCUACAGGAGAUGACAUAUCUGUGUAUCCCAGCAGCAGAUUCGCCCACACAAAACCUAAUUCAGCAUUUUAAGAAGAGCAUUAAAUUCAUGCAUGAGUCCCGACUGAAAGGCGAGGGCUGUCUGGUUCACUGUCUGGCCGGCGUGUCUCGUAGCGUGACGCUGGUGGUGGCGUACGUCAUGACCGUCACCACUCUGGGAUGGCAGGAGGCUCUGUCUGCGGUGAAGGUGGCCAGACCGUGUGCUUCACCAAACGUGGGCUUCCAGAACCAGCUGCAGGAGUUUGAGAGCAGCCAGCUACAGCAGUUCAGAGAGUGGCUGAAGGAAGAGUAUAAGGAGAACCCCUUCAGUGAUGAGGAGGACGUUCGUGACCUGCUGACACAGAUUCCCAGCUCCUCUGCGGCCGAGAACCAGGACUUUGAGUUCAGCUGAGAGCUCGGACAGACCAUUCCUGACCUGUCCUUGUGACGCUCAUCUGGGAUUAGAAAGAUGCUCAUGCGACACGCUGAAAGUGUUUGUAAUGGCACAGCACUGUUUAUUAACUUAUGCACACUUUCUGUAAAUAAGACAUAUUCAAGGUUUUAAUGUUUGCUACUGAUGCGAUGUUCAUGGGAAAUUCACAUUUUGUUGUAUUAUAAAAACUGAUUUAUACUA